Lindgomyces ingoldianus is the source of this 632-nucleotide messenger RNA. RefSeq lists its product as uncharacterized. The transcript has a single exon. Lineage: Eukaryota; Fungi; Ascomycota; Dothideomycetes; Pleosporales; Lindgomycetaceae. Bases 146 to 535 code for a protein of 129 amino acids. The record is from RefSeq and is a predicted model, not a curated record.
AUUCGCUUCGUCGCCGUGGUGGUGGUCGGGCAAGGAUACCACAUGUAAGCUGACACGCGCAGCUGGUGAAAAAUUACCACUCCACCAGAUCUGCAAGAGGAUCGCGGAGGGAGCGUCGGAUCUAAUUAACACGGUUAGAAUCCUGAUGCGCCAUUAUUAUGUCUUGCCGUGCGCUGCUCUGGCCGCCCUUUCGCGUUGUUGCUUACCAGUCGAGAAAUUGAUAAAGCGAUGUCCACCACUUAGUCCUCCGGUGUCAACCGAUGUCCGAGAGCAACUAUGUAUAUGUCUCAGUCUUGCCGCGUCUUGCAGGAUUAGCAAGCGAAAAAAGAACUUGACAGCGACACUCCCUCGCAGAUAUAAAUAUUCCUCAGGGCAAAGCCCCUGGCUCCGAGCGCAGCGAGGAUGCUCCAUCCAAGCUGAACUACUCCCGCCACCGUGCCUGCGGAUCUGCUCAAUGGUCUGGCAUGCGUCGCCAUCAUGGUACGGAGCAGUGUGGUCCCUGAAUUCGUACGGCGGUCAUCCUGGAGGGCCUUGAGAUGGCAAAUGAGUAUUUGUCCAUGUCGUCGACGUCCUACCGGACGCGCCUAGCAGGGCGAGGGGAGGUGCAGCAAGAAAAAAGAUUUGUCGGCGCA